Anoplophora glabripennis (Asian longhorned beetle) is the source of this 1505-nucleotide messenger RNA. RefSeq lists its product as uncharacterized. Lineage: Eukaryota; Metazoa; Arthropoda; Insecta; Coleoptera; Cerambycidae. Bases 203 to 1183 code for a protein of 326 amino acids. Gene Ontology annotation, molecular function: nucleic acid binding. The transcript has 3 exons. The record is from RefSeq and is a predicted model, not a curated record.
GCUCCCUUUACACUGCUAAUAAAUUUUACAUUUUGACAUUUGUUGUCAUUUUGCCUCUUAGUUAUCAUCAGUUCGUUGUCAUUGUGUUUUUACCUGCUUUUCUUUCUAUUUAUUAUCCCAGUUACGUAUAAAUCAGUUCUUAUCAGAACUAAACAACUUAUUAUAUUGUUUAUCAUCCGUUUUUUCCAAUUUUCCAUUGGAUAUGGAUGAUGCUGUGCCGACCACGAGUAAGGCAGGCGCGGGAAUUACAUCGCCGUCGCCCCCAAGGAAACGAAAACAACUCAGUUUGGGGCAUUUGUCUCUGGCAGAAAAGCAAGCAAUAUUGAAUUUGUACAAGAAAAGCCUAGAUGAUGAACCUACUCUUAAAACUGUCCAACUUGUAUCCAAAAUAGCGAUGACAUUAGGUGUUGCAAAAUCAACAGUAUAUCGAGCCAUAAAACAGUAUAAAUCUACUGGAAGGGUGUCUACUUCCAAACACUGUGGUGGAAGACCUGGGAUUGUUACAUGUUUGGAUGAAGCAAUGAAGAAUUCCAUAAGGCGUAUAGUACACAGCUUUUUCUUUAAAAAUGAGAUCCCCACUUUGGACAAAAUAUUAACCGAAAUAAAAAGUCGUCAGGAUUUGCCACAGAUGUCCCGUUCAUCAUUAUACAAAUUUAUGAAACAAAUUAAUUUCAAAUACUUAAAACGAAGUCGUAAAAGUGUGUUGAUAGAACGUGAUGAUAUAGUGAGAUGGAGACUUGACUACUUGAUAUCAAUUAAAAAGUUUAGAUCUGAAGGUAGACCUAUUUAUUAUUUAGAUGAAACAUGGUUAAAUGAAGGUCAUACAAAAGAAAGGGUAUGGGUUGAUACUAAUAUUAAAAGCAAACGUGAGGCGUUCAAUGAAGGGCUGUCUACGGGAUUAAAAAAUCCGUCCGGUAAAGGAAAGCGUCUUAUUAUCUUACACGCUGGCUCAGAGGAAGGAUUCGUUGAAGACUCGUUAUUGGUUUUCGAAGGCAAAAAGAGUGGGGAUUAUCACGAGGAAAUGAAUGCAAAUGUAUUUGAAAAGUGGUUUUCUGAAUUUUUGAAAAAAAUACCAGAUAAUUCUGUUAUUGUAAUGGACAAUGCAUCAUACCAUAGUCGAAAAGUAGAAGCUAUUCCGACAACAUCAACAAGAAAAAUUGAUAUGAAGGCAUGGCUGCAAUAAAAAAAUAUCGAAUUUGAAGAAGGUAUGGUGAGAUCGCAAUUAUUAUAUUUAAUUCGCCAAAAUAAAGAUAAAUAUAAUUUGUAUAUAACUGACGAAAUGGCAAAAAAAGAAAAUAAAGUUGUGUUACGAUUACCGCCAUAUCAUUGUGAAUUAAACCCUAUAGAAUUGAUUUGGGCACAGGUGAAGAAUGAAGUGGCAAGCAAAAAUAAAACAUAUAAAUUGAAGGACGUAAGGGAACUACUAAUAGAGGCUCUUAAUAAUGUUACAAAUAUGAACUGGAAAAAAUGUGUAGAACAUGUGAUUAAGGAGGAAGAAAAAAUGG